Pangasianodon hypophthalmus (striped catfish) is the source of this 2220-nucleotide messenger RNA. RefSeq names its product deleted in lymphocytic leukemia 7 (gene dleu7). The record is from RefSeq and is a predicted model, not a curated record. The coding region runs from base 230 to 667 and encodes 145 amino acids. The transcript has 2 exons. Lineage: Eukaryota; Metazoa; Chordata; Actinopteri; Siluriformes; Pangasiidae.
ACUUUUACCAAGCUGAUAGUGCAUUAAAAUAAAGCUGCUGGUUGAAAACACGCACACACAGGGAAGUUCCAGGAUACAACACAACACUUGGGUGAGGUCAGAUGACUUCUGGUGUGCAAGAGAAAAAUCUCAGCUCGGUCUGGUAGAACUGGGAAAAUACAGUCAUUGGACAGGUGUGUGUGUGUGUGUGUGUGAGAGAGAAAGAGAGUGAGAGUGUGAGAGAGACAGGAUGGGCUCUCUGAAACAUCAGACCGAGGCUCUCAAACUUUUACACGAACUUCAUUCAAACAGGAGGGUCAGAACCAACACCGACACAAACAAAACGACUGUGCCUGUAGCUGAGAGAGCCAGGGAGAGUUUAUUAGCACGUCUGAUGGACAUUUUAUCACAGAUCAUCUCCAUAGAGCAGGAUUUAAUGAGCAACCUCUCUGGAGAGGUGAAGUGCUUUCUCCGGCACAAGGACAGCGUGGAUUUGAAGAACAUCUGCUUGAGAAUGGCUCUGAGUGAAAGCGGCCAUAAGUCGGACAGAAAUCUGAAGGAGCUCCGGCUCUGUCUGCAGCUCAUAGUCAACAACUUGCUCUCAGCAGUGCGCGACCAGAAGAAUUUAUCGUCCACAGGAGCCACUCGACGGCUAAUGGGCAUAUCCAUCACCCUGCCUGACAUCUGAACUGCCGUGUUAUCUGGAGAGGUGCCUGCUUUUCCCGCUGAACUGACAGCACUGCUUUAUUUGAGCUUUUAAACAGGCAGAGCUGUGGCGCACCCGGAGCUCCAGCAGGAUCCUGGGCUGGGCUGGGCUUGGGAAUGACUGGCACAACUCCAUACUACCUCACAGGGUUCAGCUCUAAAUGAACUUUUAUUUUAUUUGUGAAGGUAACAAAUCCCAGAAUAUGUGACAUCUAAUCUAUAAGCCUGCAUUCUUUCUUUAAGGUUUUAUUUUUUCAUGAAGGCUAUAUUCACUGCUGAAAAUGCAAUAGAAACCCUCAGAGAAUUUCUAAUGGUUUUAAUGGGAAUUGUAUUGGUUUUAAUGGGAAUUGUAAUGGUCCCUAUGGGUCUCUACUUGUAAUUUGUUGCCUUCUAUUGGUGCCAUGUUAUGUCUCGUGGAUAUUAUUAAGGACCAGUAAUGGUUUUAAUGGUUAGCUAAUGGUUUGUAAUGGUAUUUGUAGUGGAAGCCAUUAGAAUUUCUGUGAUGGUUUCUAUUGGUUUUUUUUUUCCAGCAGUAUUGUCAGUGUCAAUGUGUAGAUGCAUCUCCAUUGUAAUAAUUUGUGGGGGUUUUUUCAUCCAUUUACACCUAUUUAUUAUGCUUAUUUGGCUGAUGCUUUUAUCCAAAGCAACUUACAUUUGAGACAGGAUUACAACAGGGUUAACUGCAGCGUGCAGCAAUGCUGGUAUUUGGACUCACAACCUUCUGAUCUGUAGCUCAAAGCCUUAAUCAAAUACCUUAAACAACACUAAUUUAGCAGUUGGUUUCUUAGAAAAAGAAAUAGGAUACCUUUUUUGGAUAAUUAAACUCGAGUACAGUUUUAAAGGUAGAACUACUUUGUGUACAUCUUUUUUUUUUUUUGGAAACAUGAAGGUUGUAUUGUCAUUGUUGCUGUCAGUGUGAAGGUGUAUCUCCAUUGUAAUUACCUGAAUUGUUUCAUCCAUCUACGCCUAUUUAUUAAAAUAGACUACUGUAAUAGUUGGUUAGUUGAUCAUAAUUCUGUUGUUAUCUCCAUAAGGUCAAACAGGACAUGCCUAUAAUGCUUUAGCAGGCAGUUUUACAGGUGUAACUAGUUCCGUGACUGACAAAGCAAAACCGUAUCUGCCCAAGCAAUAUUAUUAGCACCUAAACAAACUACAAACUGAGUUUUAGUGUGUGAUACUUGAAAUAAUAAAGGCUAGUCCUGAACUGUACACUCUCAGAAAGAAAGGUACAUUUCCUUAGAGCUGGAGUGGCAGUUUCAAAGGUACAUCUUUUCUACCUUAACUAUGUAGCCAUUUACCUAGAAUGUUGCAUGUAGUUUACUUUUUAAGCUUUACUCUAACAACUACAUUUCAUUUAUGCACUUUAAAUCAUUGUAAAGUUACACCAUAUUUGUGUUUCAAGGUAAAAAAUACAUAUUAAAAGUACAAAUGACACCAGUGAUUAGGAAGGGUAUGGGUUAGUGCUUUUUUUUAACGUAUAAAGAUGUUCACUGAAGAGUUACCAGAUAUCAGUGUAAUAUUGGACAAGGCCUUAAU